AUGGGUUCUCCUGCCAUCAUCGCCUGCAGCCUCCUGCUCAUCUUCAACCUGCAGCUCAUCACCUCACACCCCAUCGGCUUGACCUCCAAUGAUGUCGAUGUCUUAAAGGACCUUCUCCGAAGACUGGAGGUGCUUCCCGAGCAGGCAGACGUGGACAACAGUCUGGCUGGGGAACACCUCGACACCAUGAGCUCAGAGAGAGCUGAAGAGCAGUCCCGCUCAGACCUGGAUGAAGACACCAUCAGGGAGUUUCUCUCACUGAAGAACCUGAAGAGCUUCAGCUCAGACUCAUCCAGGAGAUCAUCCAACUGCUUCGGGGGGAAGAUCGACAGGAUCGGCACCAUGAGCUCUCUAGGCUGCAACACGGCUGGAAAAUACAAUCCAAAGCGUCAAUGA
Molecule: messenger RNA, 396 nt
Organism: Synchiropus splendidus (mandarinfish)
Lineage: Eukaryota; Metazoa; Chordata; Actinopteri; Syngnathiformes; Callionymidae
Gene: nppb
Product: natriuretic peptide B
Exons: 3
Coding region: 1-396 (131 amino acids)
Biological process (GO): receptor guanylyl cyclase signaling pathway; negative regulation of systemic arterial blood pressure; cGMP biosynthetic process
Cellular component (GO): nucleus; cytoplasm; extracellular region
Molecular function (GO): hormone activity; hormone receptor binding
Source: RefSeq, a predicted model, not a curated record